AUGGAGUCGACCUACCAAUCCCUUGUUCAGCGCAUUCUACGCAAGUGGGACGAAAAGAGAAGCUCGGAACCCGGCACAAUUACGAGACACCCUCGUCUCAUAAUCGCACUCGCGGGCCCGCCGGGUUGCGGCAAGACAACCAUCGCCCGCCAUGUGGCCUCCGCCAUCAACACAUCCCCGGGGCCGCACCCCAAGUCGGUAGUCUUGUCUGCAGACGGCUUUCACUUGCCCCUCGAAGCCCUGCAAGCGCUCCCAAACUCCGCGGAGGCUAUCGCCCGGCGCGGCGCGCCGUGGACCUUUGACGGCCAAGGCGUCGUCGACCUCAUCCGCCAGCUGCGGGCUGCUGCAGGACUGCAGCCCGUUCAGGUCCCGACGUUCGACCACAAGCUGAAGGACCCAGUUCCCUGUGGGCUUACCAUUGACGCGGAUGUAGAGGUCUGCAUCGUCGAGGGAAACUAUCUGCUCGUGGACGAGGAGCCGUGGGAACGGAUUGCAGCGCUCGUGGACGACCGAUGGCUUGUGAGAGUCGAACCGACGCUGGCUCGGGACAGAGUUGCUGCGCGUCACGUUGCGGCUGGAAUCGAAGAGAGUUUGGAGAAGGCAUUGUCGCGGGCGGAAAACAACGACAUGAUCAACGGGGAGCUUGUUGCAAGGCGUAGUGAGGGCAGGUAUGAUUUGCUGGUUGAGAGCAUAGAGCAAACGUCAAACUAG
Messenger RNA from Colletotrichum higginsianum IMI 349063, 711 nucleotides. Its product is annotated as Phosphoribulokinase/uridine kinase. Gene Ontology annotation, molecular function: ATP binding; kinase activity. The record is from RefSeq and is a predicted model, not a curated record. The transcript has a single exon. Gene Ontology annotation, cellular component: cytoplasm. Lineage: Eukaryota; Fungi; Ascomycota; Sordariomycetes; Glomerellales; Glomerellaceae. The coding region runs from base 1 to 711 and encodes 236 amino acids.